GUAAGAAAGACAUGUGUAUGUACUAUAUAUCUAAGUAAUUUCAAAUAUCUUUGAUAUCAACGUAUUUUCUGAAAAGAGAACGUGAAUUGUAUAUUUAUGUUUAGUGGAAUAAUAUUUGUUCUUCUUAUCAUUUAUUUUUUUUGAUUGAUAUGUGUCGUGUAGUGUCGUGUACAUUUUAACUAAUACUUCAUCGUUACACAUCGAACUAGAAAUAAAAUCAGUCUGUGCUAAGAAGAAACAUGUUUCCAGCUUAUGCCUAUUUGUCAGCUUAUGACAGACACAAAAAACUUAUAAAUGAUUAUUUCACAUUGUACGGAGGUUCAGUGUCAUCUUUGAAACGGGAUACGUCCCGAGAUAAGACUGACUAUGACGUUAUUAGAGAAAACCAUAGAUUUCUGUGGGAUCAAGAUAAUGAACCAGAAACAUGGGGUGCUCGUUUGGCAAAGAAAUAUUAUGACAAAUUGUUUAAAGAAUACUGUAUAGCUGACUUAACAUAUUACAAACAAAAUAAGGUUGCCUUAAGAUGGAGAACAGAGAAGGAAGUUAUCGUUGGUAAGGGACAGUUUGAAUGUGGAAAUAAAAAAUGUAAAGAAAAGGAGGAUCUUAAAUCUUGGGAAGUAAAUUUUGGUUACAUAGAGCAUGAUCAGAAAAAAAAUGCUCUUGUCAAAUUAAGACUGUGCCCUGAAUGUUCUAUAAGGUUGAAUUAUAGAUCUCAAAAACGUGAAGCAAAGAAACAUAAAACAUUAAAGAGAUUAGGUACAAAUACUGAAACACCCAGUAGUAUGCCUAGUACAUCAACAGUUCCAAUUAAAAUUGAAGAGGAUAAAGGUACAAGUAAUGUUGGGAAAUCAAUUGAUGAUACAGAAAAAGAUGAAGAUGAAUCUAAAAUUUGGAAAGAAAAACCAAUUGAAAAUCUGGAAAAAACAAGAGAGGAGGAAUUUGAAGAAUAUCUAGCAGAUUUGCUAAUGUGAGAAACAAAAUUAAAGUUUCUUAUAAAAUCAUCUGUUACGAAUAAUGUUUAAAAAAAUACGAUAAUUUCUAUACACAACACGAGUCAUGUUCAAAUAAAUAUAACAUUUGCAGUU
Molecule: messenger RNA, 1085 nt
Organism: Bombus impatiens (common eastern bumble bee)
Lineage: Eukaryota; Metazoa; Arthropoda; Insecta; Hymenoptera; Apidae
Product: protein FRA10AC1
Exons: 4
Coding region: 240-971 (243 amino acids)
Biological process (GO): dephosphorylation
Molecular function (GO): phosphatase activity
Source: RefSeq, a predicted model, not a curated record